Molecule: messenger RNA, 1581 nt
Organism: Australozyma saopauloensis
Lineage: Eukaryota; Fungi; Ascomycota; Pichiomycetes; Serinales; Metschnikowiaceae
Product: sterol esterase
Exons: 1
Coding region: 1-1581 (526 amino acids)
Biological process (GO): lipid metabolic process
Source: RefSeq, a predicted model, not a curated record
AUGGCGAUUUUGAAUCCAGAGCCGAAGGAGCGCUUCCACACAACCUUUGUCAGGUAUUUCUUGAUAUUUUCCUCUUCCAUCAACUCCUUUAUUUUCGUGACUGUUCUUCUCGUUGGAGCGCUCUACCAUCAUAUCUUAGAUAAGCUUUCCGGCCGAGAGAAGAACAAUCAACCCAGGAAGGACAAUGAUACAGAGAAUUAUAAGGUGAGAGAACCAUUUCCAAACAUCGAAAAGAUGAAAGUCACACUCGAUUUGAGAUAUUAUGCCCAACUCCUAGAUCUUGAUUUGGAAGAGUACACCAUCACCACCAAGGACGGCUACGUUCUUACGUUGCACAGACUAAUUGAUCCUAAGGAUAGUGAUGAGCAAAGGACAAGUAAGCCUCCUCUUUUAUUGCAGCAUGGCUUGUUGCUGUGCUCGGGGGCAUGGCUCACCCCGGGUCGGAACUCUCUAGCGUACUACUUCAUGGAACAGGGCUACGACGUGUGGAUGGGCAACAAUCGUUGUGGUUUUGAGCCCAAACAUGAAGAACUCCCGGGAAAUUUGUUUCACAGCGAAAAGUUUUGGGACUGGGAUGUCAGAUGGCUCGCUUACUACGACUUGCCUUGUAUCAUUGAUAAUGUAUUGCAACACAAACCCUUGCAUCAAAAAUUGUUUUUAAUUGGCCAUCUGCAAGGCUGCACCCAGUCGCUUUUGAUGUUGAGAAAUGGCGAGCUUGCCCAAACUCACAAGAAAAUCGAGUGCUUCUUUGCAUUGGCUCCAGCCGCGUUUCCAGGUGCCAUGUUCCACGAUAGAUCUUUCAUCAAGUUCAUGCACAACCGUUCCCUCAAGGGCUUCCGAUUCGUUUUCGGCAGUUGCUGCUACUUGAAACUCUUGGGGGUUACUAGGUCUCUCAUUGGCACUACAUCUUUAUUCAAGACACUCUCGUAUAUCAUGUUCAAAUAUCUCUUUGGAUGGAGCAUCAAAAACUCUUAUCAUGAUCAAAAAGUUAUACAUGUUCAGUUCUUGUUCAAUAUUAGUUACAUCUCUUCAAGGCUCAUGUCAUGGUGGCUUUCCGAGCCGGUCGAGGAAGGCUUCCUGAACCAAUUGCAACCUAAACAGGCUUAUUUGGAUGGAUCGAAUGCUGCGUUUACUCCAGCUGCUUCUUUGAUCACCAAACCCGAGCAAGACGGAGUGGAAAGAGAUCCCGAAGAGAAAACAUCGGCCUCUGCUCAAUUGGAGAAGAAAGUUUCACGCUCAUCCAUCAGCCAUUCCUCACCUGCCAAGAAAGAAACCCUCUUGAAGGAUGACUCGAAAACGUUCUUCCCCUACAAGGAGGAGUGGUUUACUUCAACGGCAUUGGCAGAAAUUAUCCCCAUGGUAGCUUUCAUAGGCGGUGAGGACUUUUUAGUCGAUGGUCAAAGAUUCAUCACUCAUAUGAGACACUACGAGCGUCAUUACUUCCGAGAAGGCGGAAACUUGGAACUAUAUGAGAUUCCUGACUACAAUCAUUUAGACGUUAUUUGGGCACUGAAUUGUAUUGGCCAAAUUGGUAUGCCAAUCGAUGAGAAAAUCAAGGCCAUUCUUGCUCAGAACAAUUAG